CUGGAAACCCUGGGGACGGAGUCAGACCUAGGGUCGAGGCCCCCGGGGUGGGGUCAGAUCCUGGGACGAGGCCCCCGCUGCUGUGUUUACUGAAGGGGGCGGUGCGAGUGUAUUCUGGGGGAGGAGCUGGAUAGAGGGCCCGAGAGAUGGCGGCGGACGAGGAAGGAGAGACGCUGGAGUCGUGGCUGAAUAAAGCUACCAACCCUCUAAACACUGAAGAGAAAUGGGAAUACAUCAAGGGAUUCUGCGAUCAGGUCAAUCUAGAGCUGGAGGGCCCACAGAUUGCAACUCGCCUCCUGGGUCACAAAAUCCAAUCGCCGCAAGAAAGGGAAGCUCUGUAUGCACUCACGGUAUUGGAUACGUGCAUGAAAAACUGUGGCAAACGGUUUCAGAAUGAAGUUGGAAAGUUUCGAUUUUUAAAUGAUCUAAUUAAAGUCUUAUCACCAAAGUACCUGGGCUUGAGGUCCUCAGAACAAGUGAAGUCUAAGGUGAUAGAAAUGUUGUAUAGCUGGACGGUGUGGCUACCAAAUGAAAUAAAAAUACGAGAUGCCUAUCAGAUGCUGAAGAAGCAAGGUGUCAUCAAGCGGGAUCCCAAGUUGCCAGAUGAGAAACCUUUGCCACCACCUUCCCCAAGAGAGAAGAGCUCGCUCUUUGAUGAUGAUGAGAAAGCAAAGCUCCUUGCAAGACUUCUCAAAAGCAACCACCCAGAAGACUUGCAGGCUGCCAACAGGUUGAUCAAGAAUGUCAUCAGGGAGGACGAAGAGAAAGCUGACAAAAUCAACAAGAGAGUUCAUGUCAUUGCGGAAGUGACUAACAGUACAAAGCUGCUGAAUGAGAUGCUGACCAUGUAUCAGAAAGACGGCUUGCCUGAAAACCAAAUCGAAAUUCUGAAGAACUUGUAUCAGCGCUGUGAGAAGCUGCGGCCGACACUAUUCCGACUUGCGAGUGACACUGUGGACAAUGAUGAGGCUUUGGCGGAGAUUCUGCAAACCAACGACUCACUUGCACUUGCAGUCAACUCGUACAAGAAGAUCAUGGAGGGGCAUGAAGUCAGAGUGGCCCCCAGAAAUUCAGCCAAAAAAGAAACAGCUUCACUGCUGGCUGAUUUAACUGACUUGGAGCUGGACUUUGGAAAACCUGGAAGCUACCAGGGCUCAGGCUGCGAGCAGCAGUUGCCACGUUGGCUAGAUGAAGAACUGAUGUCUUUGGGUCUGAAUGAUCCUCCAAUGAUGGAGCAAGCUACGGGAGCAGUGAAUCAGAAUACUUCCCAGGAAGCAAAUGCAGCUGUGACUGCACCAAGCUCCACUUCCAGUGGGAGCAGAGACUUGGACGGCCUAGACCUACUGGGGUCAACGUUGAUGGAACAGUUGCUUGGCCACCAGACCCGGGCAGUACAAUGGGACCAGCUGCACAUCAAACCUACGCUGAAGGACCUUCAGAACCAGGCUCUGUCUCAUCCACUCGCUGCCACUUUGGACCUGGGUUGUCCUGCCACCUCUGCUCCACUUGUGGCACCAAGUCCCCCCUCUCAAUCCACUGUACCAUCUUUGGGAACACCGGAGCUGAUCCAAGCUUGUCCCUCCCAGCUGCUGCACCGGGUGCCUGUUCCACAAGAGCCCUCGUUCGCGGGCACAGACGAACUCUCCUGGAAGACUCUCUUUGUGCCUUUGGAUAGCAUUCAGACAAGUCAUAUACCGCCUGUCACAGCCUUUGACAGAAAUGGCUUCCGAGUCCUCUUUCACUUUGCCAAAGCCUCUCCCUCCCGGAGGCCGGACCUGUUGGUUGUCAUCAUUUCCCUGCUGAGCUCAUCGCCAGCACCAAUAAAGGGCAUCCUUUUCCAAGCCGCUGUGCCAAAGGUGAUGAGGGUGAAGCUGCAGUCUGCCUCGGGCACAGAGCUUCCUUCUUUCAAUCCCCUCCUCCCACCUCCUGUCAUCUCACAAGUCAUGCUCCUCGACAAUCCUCAGAAGGAGAAGGUUCGCUUGCGUUACAAGCUGCACUACAUCUUGGCUGAACAGCCCUUCACAGAGUUUGGGGAAGUCACUAAGUUCCCAGCUGUGGAGACCUGGGGUAGUCUUUGAGGACUGAGAGAGGGUCACAGAAGAUGGACUCCUUGAAGGAGUUUGACACCAUACCCCAAGCACCAAGAAUCAUCAUUUUGCUUUACCAAAGUGCUACAGAAUUCCAAUGAAUUAUAUUGGAUUCCAUCAUAGGAGCAGUGACUGUUAAGACAGACAACACAGGAAUUUGAAGGGUGGGACUCUAAUUUUGCAAAUUGCAUUUCAUCUACCCCCCCCACCCCCUGCCCCCCCCCACCCCCUGCCACUUUCUGUAAUGUUGCUGGCUGGAACGGAAUUGUCCUGGUAAUUAAUGCUCAUUUAUAGUUUAUACCAACCAACACAAGUGUCCUUGUCCUCUGUUAUUUCUGCACACGCCAUCACCUCCACCCAAAUGUUUUUAUUCAGUGUGGCUCACAGUGUGAGGUGCCAUAUGCUAAUGUAUUGGAGGGGUUAAGAAGCCUUGUUUGUUUCAACAUAUAAAGUUUGUCAGUGGCAGCGGAGGAAAUGUUGCGUGUUUGCCUUUUUACUCCAGUGCUUGCAUUUCCUGACAAUUAGCAAUUGUUACAACUUGUGCAGCAGCAAGUUGAAGAGUUCUGUUCAAAUGAUCACUAUGUUGUCUUUCUGCCGUCCCUUCGCUGCAUAGAAAAUGCAAAUGGUGGAAAUAGGUGGGAUCAUUUGGAGUAUUGGGGGCUCAGUGUCUGGGGUGUUAGGAAGAACUCUAUUCAUCUUCACUGUAAAACACAAUCAUUUGGAUCGAGAAUUGGGCUGUCAGGAGAAACACAUUCAUUGGAAGGGAAGUAUGAAUGACAUUUCAUUUUCAGCUCCAGGUACCAAAAUUGACCCUCCCACCCCACAAGGCUCCCCAGCCCUUCACUGUUGCAACAACUGUAGCUGGCAGUUUGUCACCACACAGCUAUGUAAUGUGGUGGCAAGCACAGAGAAGAUAACGUGGAUUUGGAGGACAUAGGGGAAUUCAUAUAAAAGGCCCUCCAGCCCCUUAAACCCACUGCAGCUCCUUGUCCUUAGCAGCAAAUUACCCAAAAGUUGUGCAGUGAUGGCAGCCGUCACUGGAGGUCUAAGCACACACUUUGGUGUGGAUUGGUCACCUGUGUCAUGGUGACACCUAGAGAUUCAAAACAAGUAUUGCACCAGUUUUUUAAAAAUUCGCACAGAGAUGCAGACCCAAAAUAUUGACUGUUUCUCUUUCCAUGGAUACUUCCUGACUUGUUGAGUUCUUUCCAGCAUUUUCUGUUUUUGUUUCAGAUUUCAAGCAUCUGCAAUUCUUUUUUUUCAUUUAAAAUACGCUUGUUCGUUGUUCAGUUUGAACACUGAUUAAUUUUCUAUGCGUGUGCCUUAUUCAACGUGCAGAAGAAGGUAACGGCCUUCUCUAGAAUCUGAACAAAAAAAGGUACUCUGUUCUCACAGGGUUUACCAUCGUCUUAACUGAAGAAAUUAUCUUUCUGUCAGAAAGAAUAGUGAAGGAGACAUUUGAAAAUAUCCUCUGGAAAUAAAAUACAGUUUGUUUUGAGUGAAGAACUAAUUUAUAAGUGAAAACAAGUUAUUGGAAAUUAAUUAUGAGAAGAGGGAAAUUAGUCUUGCAUUUAUAAUUCGAAUAUAUUUAUAUUUUUGUAACAUAUGGUAAAAUAAUGCACCCUUCAAACUUUGGGCCUGUAGAGGCAAUGACCUUCCAAUUCAGAUUAUGUAAUAUUCUUAUAAAUAGCGAUGCAUUCCAACUGAUGUGUGGGAAGUCUGACCUCAAAAAUUAAGAGAAAGAUUUACAUUUAUAUAAUGCCUAUCAUGCCCCUUUCAGAACACCCCAAAGCAUUUUACAACCAAUAAAAUAAAUUUGAUUACACCACUGUAAUUAGUCAAUGUGACGGCUAAUUCAUGGACAGCAAGUACUGAUAAGCAGCAAUGUGCAAAUGACCAAGCAAUCUGAUGUAUAAGUAUUGGCCAGGAGACCAGGGAAUAAUGCCACUGCUCUUCUUUGAAACAGUGUCACAGGAUCUCUUAUAACCAGAUGAGAGGGUAGUCAGGGCCCUCAUUUGAAAGGCUGCAUCUCCAACAGAGCAGUACUACAGACGAACAUUGACCAUGCUUUUUGUGCUCAAGUCUGUGGAGUGGACUUGAACUUUCUGCUUCAGAGGUGAGAUUGUGACCAGCUGGUACUCUAAAUUAAUGAAUAAAAGCUAGCAAUGUCAUCUUCUGAUAAUGCUGCUGUGAAAUAUCUUGAGACAUUUUAGACACUUUGAGUGGAAGUUUUUACAGUAAGGGUAUGUGCUUUAUUUGUUGAUGAUAUUUGUGCAGAGCCACAGACAAUGCACUUUAAAUUAUGUGAAUGGUGUUAAUUUGCUUUAGCAGUCUCAAAAGUUUUAGAAGUUCUGUUUU
Molecule: messenger RNA, 4445 nt
Organism: Pristis pectinata (smalltooth sawfish)
Lineage: Eukaryota; Metazoa; Chordata; Chondrichthyes; Rhinopristiformes; Pristidae
Product: ADP-ribosylation factor-binding protein GGA1-like
Biological process (GO): intracellular protein transport; vesicle-mediated transport
Cellular component (GO): trans-Golgi network
Molecular function (GO): small GTPase binding; phosphatidylinositol binding; ubiquitin binding
Source: RefSeq, a predicted model, not a curated record